Stylophora pistillata is the source of this 1316-nucleotide messenger RNA. RefSeq lists its product as uncharacterized. The record is from RefSeq and is a predicted model, not a curated record. Gene Ontology annotation, molecular function: GTP binding; GTPase activity. NCBI's taxonomy places the organism in Eukaryota, Metazoa, Cnidaria, Anthozoa, Scleractinia, Pocilloporidae.
UAUCUUUUAGUCUCCCUCGAAGCCAGGGAAUGCCUUGCGUGACGAGCAAGAGAGCAUUGGUAUCCAGUACCCUUUCGAAACGUUUGUUUACAACAUUUGAGUGUAAUGGCUUUAUCUUCGGCAAGGUCUCCGUCUAAUGACUGGGUCCAUCACUGCUUCAAAAUCAUUAUCAUCGGCGAUUACAAGGUUGGAAAGACGUCCCUUCUAUGCAGGUACACUGGUCAUCAAUAUCACGCGCCAAGCUCAACCAUAAGUGUAGACUUCCGAGCAAAAAGUUUGGAGAGGAACGGAAAGAGGAUCAAACUCCAAAUCUGGGAUAUAGCUGGACAAGAAAGAUUCCGCACAGCUGUGGCGAGUUAUUAUCGUGGCGCUGUAGGAGUAAUUCUGGUUUAUGAUGUGACAAAUAGGGAGUCUUUCCACAAUAUUGGUUACUGGCACGAAGAAAUGAGAAAAUGCUGUGACCCACAUGCAAAAGGAAUUCUGGUGGGCAAUAGAUGCCACUUGUCCCAGUUGCGAGAAGUUCAAGCGGAGGAAGGAAAAACUCUUGCAGACCACCUUCAACUACCUUUCUUUGAAACAAGCACUGAGAAGAAUAUCAACAUUACUGAAUGUUUUGAUGAGCUUGUCGACUCCAUCAAUGAACAAAUAGAAAGAGGGAGGCAGAUACGGGAACUGACAACACUUGUGCUUCCAGCCAGUGGUCAAGAAGAAAGGACUGUCGAGGCAUGUUCAUGCAGGCUGCUUUAAUGCAAGUGUGUUUAUCAAUCAGACGGCUGCCUCUGAUUAGCUCAGUGAAAGAGGUUACCGUUUUACUCGAAUCUGGUUGUCACCCUGGAAAAAACCCCGCAUUUGAGGCGCGAAAAAUUAAAUCAGUGCGGUGACCCUUAUUCGAGUAAACACCGUAUUUCAACCCAAUAAAUAAGGUGCUGGGUAUCAGAGGGUCAUCUUUAAGACUCAAAAUAAAGGGGUAUAUUCUCUGGAAACACAGUUAUGAGUACCUUCUAUCACCCAGUACUAUCUACAAUGCAUACCAAGUUUCUGGUUUAUGCAGUCUGACCAACUCAUGGAGGACAGGGGCAUUUGCAGGUGUUCUUUCCAGGAAACUUACAAGGACAAACUUAAUCUUUGCACUUUGACUAAAAACAACUAAAUCUCUUUGGAGAUGCAUCCUGCCCCCCUUUCCCCAAUUCUCUCCUCUAUUCAUAUAAAGAGGUGAUGGCGAUUUAUCCCGUUGGAUUGCGUUAUCCACCCUUUGAACAACUGGGCCCUGAUGUUUAAAUUCUGUUCUGUGUUAAUAAAGCCAGUUUGCAAAAUCA